Molecule: messenger RNA, 1341 nt
Organism: Pyricularia grisea
Lineage: Eukaryota; Fungi; Ascomycota; Sordariomycetes; Magnaporthales; Pyriculariaceae
Exons: 2
Coding region: 1-1341 (446 amino acids)
Molecular function (GO): O-methyltransferase activity
Source: RefSeq, a predicted model, not a curated record
AUGCUCGCUGCCGAGAAAGUCAGCGACGCCACAAACGGCAACGCAAACGACGCCACCACCACCACCACAAAUGAAACCAUCAACGGAAGCACCAACGGCAAGACCAAUGGGAAACACGCCCCCGUCGACCCGGCAAUCGCCACACAGCCCACGGACCUAGCCGCCGUGCCGGAGCUCGCCAAGGCCAUCGCGGCGACCGCAGACUCUGUGACCGCCGAGGACCAAGCUGCGCGGUACGACCUGCUGCUCAAGGCGCGGUCGCUGGUGCAGGCGCUCGAGACGCCGCGCGAGACCAUGAUCAAGCACUGCUGGGCCCAGACCUCGGCCACCGGCGCCUUGACCUUUGGCAUCGACACGGGCCUGUGGGAGCUCAUGGCCCGCAACGGCGACAGGCCGCAGGCGGUUGCCGACUUGGCAGCCGCACUGGGCAUCGACCCGCCGCUACUGGCCCGCGUCAUGCGUCACGUCGCCGCCAUGGGCUACCUGAAGGAGACGGGCGUGGAUGAGUACCAGCCUACUGCUUUUAUCAAGGCCCUGACCAUUGAGAUCAUCAGUGCCGGGUACUUUGCCGCUCCGUCUGCGUGCGGUUCCGCCCAGUUGAGGUUCCACGACUAUGCAAAGAAGAAUGGUCUCAAGAACCCCAACGAUCCCAAGCACACGUCUUGCAACCAUGCUUACAACACAACAUCCAACUUUUUCGAGUACCAGGUCGAGCUAGGCUACGGUAUGCACUUCAACCACCACAUGGCAGGCUACCGCCAAGGUCGCCUCCCGUGGAUGCACCCCAGCUUCUACCCCGUCCAAGACCGACUCGUCACGGGCUUCGACCCAACCACCGCGCUCCUGGUCGACAUCGGCGGCAGCAUCGGGCACGACAUUGCCGAGUUCCACCAAUACCACCCCACCGCACCGGGCCAGCUGAUCCUGCAGGACCUGCCGGUGGUGAUUGACGAAAUCAAGCCCGGCGCUCUCCCGGCGGCCAUAACACCCAUGAGCUACGACUUUCUGACCGAGCAGCCGAUCAAGGGCGCGCGGGCGUACUACAUGCACAGCGUGCUGCACGACUGGCCGGACGAGGUGGCCGGGCAGAUCCUGGCCCGCAUCAAGGCGGCCAUGACGCCCGGCUACAGCAGGCUGCUGGUCAAUGAGAACGUCGUGCCCGACUCGGGUGCGUGGUGGGAGACGACGGCGUUGGACUUUAUGAUGAUGACGUUGUUUUGCGCAAAGGAGAGGACGGAGGCCGACUGGCGCAAGCUGCUCGAGGGUAAUGGGUUUAAGAUUGUCAAGAUCUGGAGCGGUGGCAAAGGUGUUGAGAGCUUGAUUGAGUGUGAGCUGCCGUAG